AAAAAUUUUAAAAGUGAUACAAAAUUAUCUCAAUCUUAAUUUCAGAAACGAGGAUACCAGUUCCUUCUUAAAAUCAGAACCAUGGUGCUUCUCACCCCCAAGCUGAGGUUCUCACAUCUUCCUACCCAUUUUCACUUUACCAAGCUUCGGUUUUGCUUUUCUUCUUCUUCUUCUUCUUCUUCUUCUUCUUCGCAAUUCUCUCCUUGGUCUGGUCUCCAAAGCUGGAGAGAGAGCCCACUGAACGAGGACCGAUUUUUGGGAACCAGUGGCCCUCAACCUCUGUCCAACACUGAAGUCCCCAACACACCGGUCGCCCUUGAAGCUUUUGGUUCCUCUCUCGCAGAGCUUGGUUCUCUGGUUCUCUCUACCAGUGACCCCCUUACUAAAUCCAAGCUCUCUCAUUUGGCUUUCUCCAGGUGGCGCAAUGAGGGUCUGCCCAUUGGGCUCUGCCAGCCUCCUUCUCGACCUGCUCGCCCUACUAACCCUCAAUUGGUUUCUCCAAAGGAGAUUCCAGACCCUAAAACCUCUGGCCUGCCUCUUAAUGCUUAUCUGCUUCACAACCUGGCUCAUGUGGAGUUAAAUGCAAUUGAUUUGGCAUGGGAUACUGUUGUACGAUUUUCACCCUUCUAUCAUAUUCUUGGGGACAAAUUCUUUGCUGACUUUGCUCAUGUUGCUGAUGAUGAAAGCCGUCAUUUUGCUUGGUGUUCACAAAGGCUUGCUGAGAUUGGUUUCAAUUAUGGAGAUAUGCCUGCUCAUAACUUACUUUGGAGAGAAUGUGAGAAAUCAUCAGAUAAUGUUGCUGCACGUAUGGCUGCCAUCCCAUUAGUACAGGAGGCUAGGGGUCUUGAUGCUGGCCCACGCCUGGUCAAAAAAAUGGUGGGCUUUGGGGAUCACAGGACAUCUACCAUUGUCGCUAGGAUUGCUGAAGAGGAAAUUGCACAUGUAGCUGUUGGCGUAUACUGGUUUAUGUUCAUCUGUCAUAAAAUGAAUCGUGCUCCAUGCUCCACAUUUAAAGAGUUAUUACAAGAGUAUAAUUUGGAGUUGAAAGGGCCAUUUAAUUACUCAGCUCGAGAUGAAGCUGGUAUUCCACGAGAAUGGUAUGACUCAUCGUCUACGAAUAAACAAGAGCGUGAAGGGAAUUGGAAGAGUAGUCAGCAGCUUUCUGAGGUUUAUGAUAGGCUUGCUUGUAUUAUCUCCAUGGAGAGUGAGAAUUCAAGUUUAAAUAGACCAUCUGAAUGACUUUUAUUUGAAUAGCCACUGUUAAGAUCCCUGUAUAAAUCUAAAUUCUGGAAUUUGAUGUCCGGUUUUUCAUGUAACAAAACUUGGGCAAGAUGGCAAGGGUCAGGCACAAAAUUUAAACUACUUUGUACAUCAACGCAAAAGCUGUAUCAAACUAAGGUUUUGCUUAGUAUGAAGGAUGGAAAGAAGUGAUGAUGGAAAAUUUGUUAA
Gossypium arboreum is the source of this 1449-nucleotide messenger RNA. RefSeq lists its product as uncharacterized. The transcript has 7 exons. The coding region runs from base 82 to 1239 and encodes 385 amino acids. Lineage: Eukaryota; Viridiplantae; Streptophyta; Magnoliopsida; Malvales; Malvaceae. The record is from RefSeq and is a predicted model, not a curated record.